Messenger RNA from Hydra vulgaris (swiftwater hydra), 792 nucleotides. RefSeq names its product calmodulin-A. NCBI's taxonomy places the organism in Eukaryota, Metazoa, Cnidaria, Hydrozoa, Anthoathecata, Hydridae. Gene Ontology annotation, cellular component: myosin II complex. The record is from RefSeq and is a predicted model, not a curated record. Gene Ontology annotation, molecular function: calcium ion binding.
CGCAAAAUUCCGACCUUACGCAGCAUGAAAGUAAAAUUUAACCAAAACUAUACUCAAUAAACGUUAUUUAGCUGCUUUGAAAAUGAGCAACUUUUCUGUCGAAGAAUUGGCUAAGUUUCAAGAUGUGUUCUAUAAGUUCGAUGAAAAUGAUGAUGGGCGAAUAUCAUUAAAUGAAGCAAUGCAUGCGUUUCGCUUACUUGGAUUUAGCCCUAAUGUUGGGGAAGUGCAAGAAAUGUUUACUGAAAAAGAAAGUCUUCACAAAGGCUCAUUAGAUUUUCCUCAGUUUAUUCUAAUUCUUGAAAAGAAUUUAAAAACUCCUGACUCUACUGAAGACAUUAUAAAAGCAUUUGAAACGCUAGAUCCUAAACGAUCAGGAUAUAUACGUGCAAGCGACAUCUAUACUAUCAUUACGAGCCUCGGUGAUCCAAAAAUUAAUUCCGAGGAAGUUAAUGAAAUGCUUAGAGAAGCAGAUGUUAAAAAAAAUGGCGUUAUUAAUUAUCGAGAGUUUGCCAAAAAGUUGGGAGAGUCAUAGAAUAUUGAAAAGAAAAUUGUAACACACUUCAAAAUCUUCUCAAAUACCACAAAAAGUCUUUAUUGAUAUAAAAUUCUCACGAACGGUAAAAUAUAGAUUGAUGAAUAGACUGAAUACUCAAAAUGACCUGAUCUUGUUAUAAAGUAUUAUAAUUAAGUAUUUCCACGUAGCAUAUAUAACGUCAUGAUAAAAAUAAACAAAAUCUUGAGUUCUUUUAAACUUUGUGUAUUUGUAAUACUGUUAAGAUAUUAAAAAUUUAA